CCACUGUCAGCUCAAGGUGUGGACAGUGACACGGUGAGCGAGAGCAAGCGCGAGUGGGAACACAGUGGCUUUAUUUUUGGAAAAGGAGUGGAUGCGUCCUCUAAAAUCUGCUCGAGGGCUGGACACAAGUCUUUUCUUUAACAAAAGCAAUAUGUGCACCUACGCGGCGCUGCCUUCAGCCUUUGAGGUUCUUGAUAUAUAAAGUCGUAAAGGACGCGAGUGUUUCACCGUCACCUAUGAGCUGAAGUGAAGCACGAGCAACCCAGGUAGAACAGCAGAGCCGGAAGAACUCGCAAUACUGGUCGCGUUCAGUUUGUUUUUCUUCUUCCAAGUGGAUUAUCUUUGACACUUUCUCAUAAAUGAAGUGACUUUUAAAGUGCUAGUUUUAACGUGCAUCCGAGCUAAAGAAACAAUGACGGACUUGAGGAAAAAGCGACUCUUCGUCCUGGUUGACGUGCUGUGUGUAGUUGUAGCUUCUCUGCCCUUUGUUAUAAUGAAUAUCGCGUCCCGGCCAUACGAGCGGGCGAUCUACUGCCAGGACGAGAGCAUCGGUUACCCCGUAAGACCGGACACCAUCACACACGUGACGCUGGCUCUAGUCACCAUCACCUGCACUAUCAUUAUCAUAUCAUCGGGUGAAGCGUAUCUGGUGUACAGCAAGAAAAUUCACUCCAACUCUACCUUUAAUCAAUAUGUAUCGGCCAUCUAUAAGGUGCUGGGCGCCUUCCUGUUUGGGGGAGCUGUCAGCCAAUCACUGACGGACUUGGCCAAGUACACCAUUGGGCGACCACGUCCACAUUUCUUAGCAGUGUGUGCUCCCAAAGUCUGCAAAGGAUACGUGGCUUUGAUCAACUGCACUGGUGACUCGCAUCAUGUGACUGAAGCCAGGUUGUCCUUCUAUUCAGGUCACUCCUCCUUCGGGAUGUACUGCAUGCUGUUUCUAGCGUUCUAUGUGCAGGCCAGACUGAAUGCGAAAUGGGCCCGUCUUCUGAGGCCAACCAUCCAGUUCUUCCUGGUGGCCUUUGCUGUGUAUGUAGGUUACACCCGCGUGUCCGAUUAUAAGCACCACUGGAGCGACGUGCUGGUGGGGCUCCUCCAGGGGGCGCUCAUUGCAAUUCUCAUUGUGCGAUACGUGGCGAAUUUCUUCAAGGUCCGUCCUUCACCUCAAUACUCGAGUUCAGAGACAGAAGCAGAAAUCGAGGAGCAGAAACACAGCUUUCGAGGUGGAGCACCAUAACCAUUUCGGCUAUUACGGACCUGUGUGAGAGAAAUGAGAACAAACACUCGCACUACAUCUCCCACAAACCACUGGACUGACGGGAGGGGGCGGAGCAAGACUGCACAUGCUCACGAUGGUCCUCCUUGAAAAAGCUUUAGGGUCUGUUCCUUUGUUUCAAGUGAGAGAGAACUCUUUAGACGUAUUUAAUCAACUUAUUUUAAUCAAAACGAUUUGCCGCAGAUACCAGAUAUUGAGGGACUGAAUCUGUUUUUUAAAUCUGCGUACUGGAUCAGGUUUUACGUACGACAUGUAUCAUCUUUGUUUGAAUUGUAAAUCUUACUGAAAUAAUGGCUUGCCUUUCUCUUCGACGAACCAAACAGAAUCCCAUAAUCUGCGGUUUAAAAUGUUGGAAAUCAUUUGUAUUUUUCCCAUUUUAAGUGCCUUAGUAAUUAUAUCUAGUAUAUAAUUAUAAAUAGUAAUCUGGAUUGCAGAAAGUGAAUAAUGUCACAAAAUUGUUAGGAUAUCUUUUUUUUGUUCCCCUAUGUUUAAAAUUUAAAAUUGAGAUACCACUACAACAUCUGCAAGCCUUGCUUAAUUUAAGGUUUUCGCAUUCAGCUUCAUUGAACUUUGUACUUUGUAAAUUGUUGUUUACAUUUGUCUAAAUUCCUAUUAAAUAUUUGUAAUAAUAAUCUGCUUGUUGUUAUUAAGUAUCACACUUUAAUAUUAUGUAUAGCACUACUCUAAAUGAUAAAUAUCAUUUUGAC
Messenger RNA from Rhinichthys klamathensis goyatoka, 1983 nucleotides. It is a transcript of the gene plpp2b, whose product is annotated as phospholipid phosphatase 2b. The transcript has 6 exons. Gene Ontology annotation, molecular function: phosphatidate phosphatase activity. The coding region runs from base 413 to 1237 and encodes 274 amino acids. Gene Ontology annotation, biological process: signal transduction; phospholipid metabolic process; phospholipid dephosphorylation. The record is from RefSeq and is a predicted model, not a curated record. NCBI's taxonomy places the organism in Eukaryota, Metazoa, Chordata, Actinopteri, Cypriniformes, Leuciscidae.